This is a messenger RNA of Thalassophryne amazonica, 1317 nucleotides long. Its product is annotated as natterin-3-like. The record is from RefSeq and is a predicted model, not a curated record. The coding region runs from base 88 to 1179 and encodes 363 amino acids. Lineage: Eukaryota; Metazoa; Chordata; Actinopteri; Batrachoidiformes; Batrachoididae. The transcript has 3 exons. Gene Ontology annotation, biological process: defense response to bacterium.
GCCAGUAGGCACAAAUAUCAGCACCUACUGUCAAUCACAUACUUUGCUCUCUCUUACAAGUCUUUUGACUCUCAGUACAGCAACAGGAUGAAGUGCGCUGCUCUCUUUCUUGUGUUAUCAGUGGUCGUCCUCAUGGCUGAACCUGGAGAGGGGAUUCUUCCCCACAUUAACAAUGAAGCCGACAUGAAUCCAGAACCUGCAAACAUAAGAGUGGUUCGGUCUUCCAGUGCUAAAAGCAACCUGGAGUGGAAGAACUGGAAUGGUGCAGUCCCCAAUGGAGCCGUUUCGAUCUGGAAUGGCGAAGAAAAACGAACUGACUAUGUCUGUACAUGUGGGUGUGAGUCUGGCUUCUAUUCCACCACAACAGGUGAUAACUGUCACUAUCCCUAUGGAGACAAAGAGUACACUUGCAAUGGAUUCAACAUCCUGGUAAACAGAGAUAACUUUGAAAAUCUUGAAUGGGAGGGGGGUUCUUAUGGUUCAGUACCAAAGAAUGCUGUCGAAACUUGUGGGAAGAUUUAUGUAGGGAAGAACAAGUAUGGCCUCGGGAAAGUUCAUCCUGUACACGAAGCCUUCUUUUUGCCAUGGCACGGCAAAGAGCACUGGUACAAGCAUUAUGAAGUCCUUACUGUUAAUGAUGAUGUAGUCAAACAGGAGCUCACUCAAGUCAAGUAUAACUUGGAUGCAGCUAAUCCCAUCAAGAAUCCUCCAGAAACCCUGCGCAAGUCAUCUGCUUCAAAUAGUCAGUGCCAUCCAAUUAAGAAAACAGUCACACUAGAGAAAGCAAUUCAGACAGAGCAAAGAUGGGAUGUCACCAGUACCACCACAUUCGGUGUCACAUCUUCUGUCACUGCAGGAAUCCCCGAUAUUGUCUCUGCAACAGUUUCCAUCAGUGCUGAGAUAUCAAUGUCUGUCUCUCUGGGAUCCACUAUGACUGAAACAACCACCCACUCUGUGUCUGUUGAAGUCACCGUCCCACCAAACCACUAUUGCUCCGUCAUUAUGGUGGCUACUAAGUAUCGUGCUGACAUUCCUUUCACAGGAAAAUUGACCCGCACGUACCGCAAUGGGCAGAAACGAACAACAACAAUCACUGGGACCUACAGGGCGGUCCAGGUUGGAGAAAUCCGAGCUGAUGUGGAACGUUGUUCAGAAAUAGCUGGAGCUCAACCAUGCUAAUUUGACUAUUAAAAUAAUGAGAUGUUUAACCUAUGUAGCAUGUCUGCAUAUGAAAUUAACAUGUAACAAAACAGUCACUAACAUGUCGAAAUAAUGACUUGUACAUGUUAAACUCACACAAUAAAUUCAUGGAGCAUA